ACAGAGCAGAGCUACACAAAAACCAUGAGCCAUGCCCAGGAUAUAAAACGGUUCUGACCCGUGAAUGAGCCUGGUACGAUCUGAACACAGUCACUAUGGGCAAGAUUACCUUCUUCGAGGACAGGAACUUCCAGGGCCGUCACUUUGACUGCAGUGGUGACUGUGCCGAGAUGCAGACCCACCUCUCUCGCUGCAACUCCAUCCGUGUAGAGAACGGCUGCUGGGUGGCCUAUGAGAAGCCUAACUACUCUGGCUAUCAGUACAUGCUACACAAGGGAGAGUACCCUGACUUCCAGCACUGGGCUGGCUUUAACGACUGCAUCCGCUCAUGCCGCAUGGUUCCUUCCUACCAUGGAAACUACAGGAUGAAGAUCUUUGAGCGCUCUGAUUUCGCUGGCCAGGCCAUGGAGCUGAAGGACGACUGCCCUGAUCUACGUGAGCGCUUCCACAAUGGGGAUGUCUCCUCCGCUAAUGUCAUGGAGGGCUACUGGAUCCUCCACGAGCACCCCAACUACAGUGGCCGGCAGUAUUUCCUCCGCCCUGGUGAAUACAGGAGGUUCAGUGAGUGGGGCAGUCCCAGCCCCUCCAUGGGCUCCUUGAGGCGCGUCACCGAUCUCAACUGAAAACCUUUCCUGCAGAGCUUAGCAACCCAACCUUUAUCCAAUGAGUUGCCAGCAUGAGCUGUUCUUGCCACAGUUGAGAAAAAGGCCCGAUUCCACACGGCCUGUGGAACUGUGCAGUAUUUGAAUUUGUGCUUUUUGCCAUGAUUUGGCACUGUAUCCAAAUGCCUCUGUUUUAAAGUACCUAAAGUAACUGUCACCUUGCUGCAUGUGUUGAAUAAGUAAACUGUGAGCUUUCCUAGCACUCCCACCUUUUCCAGCUAGAAGUGAAAACAAAUUAAAUUUUGAUUAAAGUCAAAUAAAAGACUUUUUUACAGCUUA
This is a messenger RNA of Astyanax mexicanus (Mexican tetra), 941 nucleotides long. RefSeq names its product crystallin, gamma MX (gene crygmx). Lineage: Eukaryota; Metazoa; Chordata; Actinopteri; Characiformes; Acestrorhamphidae. Gene Ontology annotation, molecular function: structural constituent of eye lens. Gene Ontology annotation, biological process: visual perception; lens development in camera-type eye. The transcript has 3 exons. The record is from RefSeq and is a predicted model, not a curated record. The coding region runs from base 96 to 623 and encodes 175 amino acids.